AUGGAACGGUAUCCUGGCUAUCCCAUUGCACUUUGGGGCAACGCCUCCUGCUUUCACAAGGAGAAAGCUCUAUCCUUUGACUCCUGCUGUGCCACCGGUCACCUGCGGCUCUAUGAUACCUUGUUUGCUGAAUGCAGGCAUCCAUGGAGGUGUGGGCCAAGGUCAUGUAGAGCAGCCGAAUUCAAGCCCUGUUGCAGAGACAACCACCCUCUACGAACCGUGAGGUCUCACCGUUGCCUGCAGGGAUGUGAGAACAAGAAGUGGCAGGAGUUUCUGCGCGUGUUUAGGCUUACCCGUGGCUGUGUCCAUUGCAUGGGUCGUGUGGAUAUGGUGGAGAUGGCCAGGACUAUGAUAGGCUACCAGCAGUGUGCAGCCGGCAAAGCAGUGGCUGCUUUCAAUGUGGUUGUGGCAUUGGCAGUGUCAACUGUUGCUGCCUUUCCCUUGCAAUCGUAUGCCUUGGAGGCUGCUUCCCUUUUAUUGCAGCAGAUUUCAUCGUGCAAGCUAUCAUCAUCGGACUGGUGGCAUUUCAGCGGAAUUACCGAUGUUCAGAUGCAGUAUGUUCUCGCUCAGAUGGAGCCUGUGCCGUUCCUUCAAUCUUCCUUCGUUAGAUUCAGUACCGAGAAGUUUGACCGAAAUUCCUCCAUCAUUGACGUGGGCGCAGGGGGUUUUGGUGAUACUCUGUACUUCCUGGCGCAGGAGAUGCGAGUGCUAGCUGUAGAUGCGAGGCCUUUCCUCCCACAACCCUGGAUGAAGCGAGUUCCGCGAGGACGUUUGGAGCUGUUGCCACGUGCAGUUACUGCAGAAGGCGGUGGCCAAAUGGUACCAGUCUUCUUGGAUUUGCAUGGCCAAGGCCUCAUGAGUUCUCUCAAUGCUUCACUUGUUCCUGGGGCGCAACAUCAGUUGGAGCGAGUGAUGGUUCGGUCGAUCAGUUGCUCAGAGAUCGUUGAGAGCUGGCGCCACCCAGUGCUGUACAUGAAAGUGGACGUGGAGGGGCAUGAUCUCGAUUGUGUUUCUUCUCUCGCAAAAGUCUCACGCCCCAGAUUCUUUUCGAUCGAGCUUCCAACCGCUGAGGAAGUGGCAGAGUUGGUGGAUGCUUUGGGACGUCUUGGCUACACCCGUUUCAAAAUUGUGCGACAGCGGCUGUACAACCUCCGCCUUGUGAAAGGUCAGCGUUAUGCAGCCUCAGGCCCCUUCGGCCACCAAGCAGUGGACUUUCUGCUGGGCCCUGGGCAGCAGGGCUGGCGCUCAGCUACCGAGAUCACUAUGGAAGUGCUGUGGAUGGCCACCUGGGAGCGGAGAAGAUUUCUGGAAUGGUUUGAUCUUCAUGCCACUGGUGAAUCGGGUGAACGGCCCUCUUGA
Messenger RNA from Cladocopium goreaui, 1359 nucleotides. The record is from the annotation of a GenBank genome assembly. NCBI's taxonomy places the organism in Eukaryota, Dinophyceae, Suessiales, Symbiodiniaceae.